Messenger RNA from Colletes gigas, 588 nucleotides. Its product is annotated as calumenin-A-like. The record is from RefSeq and is a predicted model, not a curated record. The transcript is spliced from 5 exons. Bases 1 to 588 code for a protein of 195 amino acids. NCBI's taxonomy places the organism in Eukaryota, Metazoa, Arthropoda, Insecta, Hymenoptera, Colletidae. Gene Ontology annotation, molecular function: calcium ion binding. Gene Ontology annotation, cellular component: endoplasmic reticulum.
AUGGAAGAUAUUGAUAAAGAUGAAGAUGGCCUAAUAUCUCUUUCAGAGUAUAUUGGUGAUAUGUAUGAAGUACUAGAAACUAUGGAAGAUAUUGAUAAAGAUGAAGAUGGCAAAAUAUCUCUUUCAGAGUAUAUUGGUGAUAUGUAUGAAGGUACAGAAGAAGAAGAGGAACCAGAAUGGUUUUCUAUUGUAGUACUAGAAACUAUGGAAGAUAUUGAUAAAGAUGAAGAUGGCAAAAUAUCUCUUUCAGAGUAUAUUGGUGAUAUGUAUGAAGGUACAGAAGGAGAAGAGGAACCAAAAUGGUUUUCUAUUGUAGUACUAGAAACUAUGGAAGAUAUUGAUAAAGAUGAAGAUGGCAAAAUAUCUCUUUCAGAGUAUAUUGGUGAUAUGUAUGAAGGUACAGAAGAAGAAGAGGAACCAGAAUGGUUUUCUAUUGUAGUACUAGAAACUAUGGAAGAUAUUGAUAAAGAUGAAGAUGGCAAAAUAUCUCUUUCAGAGUAUAUUGGUGAUAUGUAUGAAGGUACAGAAGAAGAAGAGGAACCAGAAUGGGUGAAAAAUGAGAUAGAGCAGUUUUCUAGUUAUUAUUAA